Messenger RNA from Xylona heveae TC161, 1659 nucleotides. Its product is annotated as mitochondrial carrier. The transcript is spliced from 7 exons. Lineage: Eukaryota; Fungi; Ascomycota; Xylonomycetes; Xylonales; Xylonaceae. The record is from RefSeq and is a predicted model, not a curated record. Gene Ontology annotation, cellular component: mitochondrial inner membrane. Gene Ontology annotation, biological process: mitochondrial phosphate ion transmembrane transport. Bases 445 to 1368 code for a protein of 307 amino acids. Gene Ontology annotation, molecular function: phosphate transmembrane transporter activity.
GGAUAUAAUUCGGACGUUCACUGGUAUUGACAUAGGAAGCGUCCCCUGCUCGGGAUAUAAUCCGUAGCGUAAAGAAAGAGCGGCCUGUGAGCUAGACGUCACUGCCCGUUCCUUUGACGACAGGGAAACGCAAGAUUACCCACGCUGGGGGUCACGAAACCCCUAACUCUAUCCGGCCGUCGGUUUACACUGACGGCAGACCUCCUCCCCAGCUUGGUUUUAUAAAUACUGUCUGACCAACAUCCUGUUCUUAUCUGUAGUUUUAUGUGCCAUUUGAUCUGACCCGGCCUUCUCCUUUGCUCCCCUCUUCAUUCGCGACCUCUCCCCUCUUUCAGAUACCCCAUUGCUCUACUGCCCUGGUUCCCACACAAUUGCUGUAGAAAACAAAGUCAAAGACAUCACACGACAUCUUGAAAGACCAAGUCAUCAAUAAAGUCCUCCACCAUGUCGAGCUUCAAGCUCCCUCAGCCCAAGAGCAAAAUUGAGCCGUACUCUCCCACAUAUUUCGGUGCCUGCGCGCUGGGAGGCGUUAUUGCUUGUGGACCAACUCACACUGGUGGUACUCCCUUGGAUCUGGUGAAAUGCCGACGCCAAGUCGAUCCGAAAAUCUAUUCAUCCAACAUUAGCGCGUGGAAGACGAUAUACAAGGGUUCCGGCCUGCGAGGUGUCUUCUUCGGAUGGUCUCCGACCUUUAUCGGUUACAGCUUCCAGGGAGGCGGUAAAUAUGGAUUUUACGAAGUUUUCAAGUAUCUCUACGGAGACAAGCUGUUCCCGAACAUGAACAAAACUCUUGUGUAUCUGGGGGCCAGUGCCUCGGCCGAGUUUUUGGCAGACCUUGCCCUUUGUCCAUUUGAAGCUAUCAAGGUCCGCAUGCAGACUACGCUUCCGCCUUUUGCGCACACGAUGAGAGAGGGAUGGUCCAAGAUUGUUGCCAAGGAAGGCUAUGCUGGACUUUACAAGGGCCUUUAUCCUCUCUGGGCACGACAGGUCCCCUAUACCAUGGUGAAAUUUGCAACCUUUGAGACGACCGUUUCGUACAUUUACCAAUUCCUCGGCAAGCCCAAGGAGAGCUACAAUUCGCUUCAGCAGACGGGAGUGUCGUUCUUGGGUGGUUAUAUUGCCGGUGUUGGCUGUGCUGUCGUAAGCCAUCCGGCUGAUGUCAUGGUCAGCAAGUUGAACGCCGAAAGGCAGGCUGGUGAGAGUGCCGUCAAGGCCAUCUCGAGAAUCUACGGAAACAUUGGUUUCACUGGCCUGUGGAACGGUCUCCCCGUGCGAAUCGUCAUGAUUGGUACUCUGACCGCAUUCCAAUGGUUGAUCUAUGACAGUUUCAAGGUUGCUCUGGGACUUCCCACGACUGGUGGUCACUAGAAACAUCUUCUAUCCGUACGAUAAUAACGACUGGUAAUUUUCGGGAUACACGGCGAACGGGUAAUUAGUUUGACUCUUUUGGAGCGCACAAGUCAAUAUUACUAAAGCUCUGUAUUAUGUUUGUCGAUGAUAUUCUUAACAUCUCUUUUCUUGAUUUUCUCAUUAAGCGCCAGAACACCUGUCAUAGACGGUGUGCUAUUCUUCUUUCCGUUUUCAGUAAACUUUUAUAUCCUUUUGACCAUCAUAAUAUGAUGAACAUAGAGAAAGCAAUAAAGCCAUUAUCUUCCAUUC